UGAGAUAUAUAUAACAAUACUAACCGGCAAAGGCCGGUACUUCUCAGCGUAUGAUCCCAUAAAAAGCACCGCCUCAUCCCCAAAUUUUGUGCUUCAAACACUCAUGUUAAGAGAUAUUAGUGGGGCAGAUGUCUCCGCAUUUUCCGGCGAGCUCACAGGCGAAGAACUUCGGCGAUAUUGGCUUCGCGGGUUCGUGAGCAACAACCUCGACCUAACCAACACCUUCUCCAAACAUCCCAAGAUUUUAGUCACUGCGCUCAAUGGCCCAGUGAUUGGGCUUUCGGCUGCACUCGUCGCAUUUUCCGACUUCAUCUAUGCGGCUCCCCACGCAUUCUUACUGACCCCAUUCUCUUCUCUUGGACUACUUGCCGAAGGAGGAUCAAGCCGGGCUUUCGUUGAGCGACUGGGCAUCAGUAAAGCUAAUGAAGCAUUGCUCAUGAGCAAACGCAUUGACUCGCAGGAGUUGUUGAGGGCGGGUUUUGUGAAUAAGAUAUUUGACGUCAAAGAAGGCCAAAGUGAUAUUUUCUUGGAACUGGUGAUAAAGGAGAUGGAGGAGCGCCUGGGAGACCACCUGAACAACGAAAGUCUGAUCAGAAUAAAGGCCUUAAUUCGAAGACCGGAGCGGGAGAUUAUCGAGCGGCAAAAUGCGUUAGAAGUCUUUGGCGGCCUCGAGCGGUUCAUAGAAGGAAUCCCGCAGGAAGAAUUUCGAAGAAUUCGCAGUGGGGAGAAAAGACACAAGCUGUAGUCGAAAUUGAAUCAAGCCGGAUAUAAGAGAUGCCGCAAUAUUAUCCACAAGCGUCGGGAAAUGUGUUGUUCGAGUAUCCCAGGCGCCAAAGGAUGUGUGAGAGUAAUAAGAGCCUAAUCAUCACGACUAGCUUCGUCCUCUGCCC
Messenger RNA from Xylona heveae TC161, 890 nucleotides. RefSeq names its product ClpP/crotonase. Gene Ontology annotation, cellular component: peroxisomal matrix. The record is from RefSeq and is a predicted model, not a curated record. The coding region runs from base 104 to 745 and encodes 213 amino acids. The transcript has a single exon. Gene Ontology annotation, biological process: fatty acid beta-oxidation. Lineage: Eukaryota; Fungi; Ascomycota; Xylonomycetes; Xylonales; Xylonaceae.